UAUUCAUGACUCCGCUCUCUCUCUCUCUCUCUCCACAAAAAUUUAAAACGUGAGAGUGGCCACUAUCACCUCCUGCCUGCCGUGAUAUAUAAUAUACAUUUUUAGAAUACUAUGAAGGGCCCGUGACUUCAGCUGGUUAAUUGAGGAAAGGUAGGAUGGAGACACAUAAAUGUAACACAAGUGGAGAUACUCUGUCAGAUGGUGAGGUGAUGUUGCGAGUGGUAGAGGCUGGUUCUGCCAUUGCUACAGCCACUACACGCACCUUGAAGUUACGGGUAGAACUACAAAUUAAACCUCCUGCCUCCUCAAAGGAACUACUAGUGAGGCUUACAGACAAUCAAGAUCCAUUUCUUUUGUAUACAUGUGUAGUUCGAGAAGAUGACUACCAUAGUCUUAGGCAAGCUCAAGGUUUACUGGUUGAUUUUAAUGCAUUUCCUCACAAGUUUGUUGAGCUGGUUAACUCGUGCAUCAAAGAAAAUGAAAAGGAUUCACCUAGGUUUGUGCUGGUUUUGCGCUUCUCAGAUGACAGUGGAGGAAAUGCUACACUGGAAGUUGUGGAAGUCAACAUAUUCAAGCAUUUAUGUCACUUGGCAUUGACCCUUGCACCUGCACCCACCCAGCUUAAGCUUAGUUAUCUGGCAGACUGCUGCAAGGCUUUGAAGAGUGAAAUGGCUACCAAAGAGAGAGUAGCAGCUGAUAAUGAGCAACAGUUUCGACAACAGUUGCAUCACACACAAGAUAUGUUAGCCAAGACAUCACAAGAGGUACAGCAGCUACAGACAGAGAUCAACCAUCAUGUGGCUAUGUCGUCAGAGAAACAAGCUCAGCUCAUGAGUCAAGAAAAGGAAAAACUUUUAAAAGUUCAGAGUGAUGCAGACAGGAGAGCUGAAAGAGAGCUUCGGCAUUUGGAGGCCAAACUGAGUCAUCGAAUUGAACAGCUCCAAGCUAAAUUAACAUCUCUCACUUCACAAAAUAAUGAACUAUCAGAAAAGAAAUACAGAGCUGAAAGCAGUGUUAAAGACCUCCGAGGGAGGCUAAAUAGUGCUGAGGGGGAUUUAGUUCGAUGCCAGCAAGAGCUUGCUCACAUCAAAAAACAAAAUGCACGCCUAGACCAAGAAAACCAUGGAAAGAGCAGUACAGUACGUGAACUGGAAUCAAGAAUAUCUCACUUGGAGGGGGAGUUACGAAGUCGAGACACAAGUCUAGCACACACACAGCAAAUGGUGGAGACAUUACAGGAACAAAAGGGAAGUUUAGAGGAGGUUCUAGAGGAAAGACGACAAAAAUUAGUAAAGCGUGAAAAUUCUAUCCAGUUGCUGUAUGCUGAGUUACAGAAAAGUCUUGACGUCAUCAAAAAACUCCAGAAGAAGGUUAAAGAGGAACAUAUAACGAGUAAUGUUCGAGGAGCAGCACUCGUACAGCAGGACAAGGUUGUAGCAGAAAAGGACUCAAGUGUAUCACAACUGAGUGAACAGCUCCAAUUAAUGACAAACAAAGUCUCCCAGCUCACCUUGGAAAAGGAAAAGUUCCAACAAGAGUUGCAGGAUGCUACGGAAAGGUUACAGGGACAGGAAAAAACACUACAAACCAAUGAAAAUGUUAUCUCAUGGCUCAACAAGCAACUUAAUGAAAUAGAAAUGACAGGAGCACUUGCAAAGCGAGCACCCCUCACAGAGGCAUAUCUUACUUCUCAAGGGUCAUCCACUCUUGGUUCAACUCACCAAGGCUCUCGCUUCACAUCAGGCGGACCACCAGGGAUUAUAGCACAUUCCACACCUCUGUCCAACACAUUGACAUCACAUCCCACAGGCAGUAGUGGAUGGUCAGGACUAGCACAUGCUACUGUGAGUUCUAUUCGUAACAUUGGCAACAUCCCAUCAAUACCAGAGGAAAUAAGCCCACGAUGUUCACAUGCAUCCCCUACUGAUAAAGAAAACGUGGAUGGCCUGGACUCAAAGUACUUUGAGGCAACCAAUCCAGCAGCUGUUCCAGUUCGAGGACUGCUUCGAGCAAAUUACUCAAAUAUCUCAUCCUCGGAAUCAAAUUCAAAAGGACUUUCAGUGGAUGCCAAAGUUUCAGGAAAAAAAGGAUUGGUUGCAGUGCAGAGAGGGAGCAACACUGGAGGAGGAAGAGGAAUGGGAAGAAUUUCUAGUAGAGGAACUAACAAAGCAUCAGAAAGUCAGAGAAAGCCUGCAGUUUCAAGUAACCAUCCUUCAAGCUACUUUCCAAGAACUUAGUUUAGAUUCUCAUACAUGUUUUAUCACCAAAAUUACUUUUGAUAUUCAUGUACAUAUAUCAAACUAAGCAAGUAGGUACCCUUGAUAAAUUUAUAUACUGUAUAUAUUUAUUUAUAUGUGAAUACAUUAUUUAUCACACGUUAAUGUGUUUUUAUGUGAACCAGAAUGUAUGAUCUUCAUUUUGCCUAGGCUUGUUGAGGACAGCUCACUUUUACUUGAAGAGAACUACAAUACGUAUUUAACUUUUGUGAGGAACAUUGUUUUGCUCCUCGGUUGAAAGGUAUAUACAAUGAAUAAUAUUAAAUUGAUCCAGUGUCAAUUGCUUCCCUGUGAGGUGUAUGGAGAACAAUGUUUGACUAGUAGUGUCAGAUGACCAUACACUACAGUACCUCUGAGCAUACCAAAAUUUGCCGAGUUUUGAUUGCAUCCAGUAAUAAAAUCUUUGUCUUUCAUUGAUACAUAAUUUGAAUUCCAUGAAACCAUUAAUAAACCCUGAAGAGAAAUAUUUGAAGAUUUUCUUUCUCAUAAGGAUAUGCAAGCAUAUAAAAGUCAUUGCUAUUUGAAUAUUGUUGCUACUCUCAAAUGAGAAAUUGUAUUAGUUACUGAUAAAUCCAUCCUGAAUUAUUCAUUUAUAUUAUGUAUUGUGUCACUUCUAAUUUGCUUACAAAAUAUAUUUAUCCCAUUUUCUUCAAUGUUCCAAAUAUUUUUGUGCCAUGCUAUGUGGUGGUAGGAAUUAAGAGUAACACAACCUCUCAUUUCAUUUGCUCCUGAUUGUUGUAACAUCCCCAUAAACUGGUAGACUUAAUCCUACACUUUAUUAACAUCACUGAGCACUGCUACUUCCUGGAUGUUCAUCACUCCCACUUGCAUAAUUCCUUAAUCCUAUUCUUCGAUCUUUUUGAUCUUCCUGUCUCCCACAUGUUUAUGGACUUUUUUUUAUUCUUCAAAAUCAGUCUAAAUAAAAGUGAAUUAAUGAC
Molecule: messenger RNA, 3214 nt
Organism: Homarus americanus (American lobster)
Lineage: Eukaryota; Metazoa; Arthropoda; Malacostraca; Decapoda; Nephropidae
Product: spindle assembly abnormal protein 6 homolog
Exons: 14
Coding region: 156-2237 (693 amino acids)
Biological process (GO): centriole replication
Cellular component (GO): centriole; centrosome
Source: RefSeq, a predicted model, not a curated record